Benincasa hispida (wax gourd) is the source of this 1883-nucleotide messenger RNA. RefSeq lists its product as uncharacterized. The record is from RefSeq and is a predicted model, not a curated record. Gene Ontology annotation, biological process: spliceosomal snRNP assembly. Gene Ontology annotation, cellular component: SMN complex. Gene Ontology annotation, molecular function: protein binding; RNA binding. NCBI's taxonomy places the organism in Eukaryota, Viridiplantae, Streptophyta, Magnoliopsida, Cucurbitales, Cucurbitaceae.
CCAGUUAUGGUUGCGCCUAGCCCUUCUCUAGGAAGCUCUGUUUUGUUAGAUUUUCCUUUUUAAGGUUUUUGUAAUUUUUUUCUUCAUUUUUUCUUUUUUGAAAAUUUUCGUCUUUCUGUAAUUUUGAGGUUUAGAAUUUGAUAUUACCAGAGCCAUUUCAGAGGGUUAGGAGGUGUGUGGGUGUUAGCUUUGUUGUUAGCGUCUAUCACCUGUGUCAUAUACCGCCAUUUCUCGCUCCAAUUUUCCUUCGAUCACAAUUCAAACAGCUUUACCUUUGAUUUAACUGAUCGCCGUCUUUCUGCUUACACUUGGUUGUGGAUUUGUGAAGAUUUGCGGCUUUAGGGUUUUGAUUUCCUUUAUUUGUUCUUCAAAUACACCUUUAAACGGAAUCAAUAAAAGAACAAAUCUAUAGAAGUUUUUAGGUUAGGUUUAUACAACUGUAGUGUGUAGUUUAAUUUUGGUGAGACAUGGAUAAGAAGAGAGUGGCUAUUCCUCUCGUUUGCCAUGGCCAUUCUCGACCGGUUGUGGAUCUAUGUUAUAGCCCUGUUACGCCCGAUGGAUUCUUCCUCAUCAGUGCCAGCAAGGAUUCCAAUCCCAUGCUCAGAAAUGGAGAAACUGGCGAUUGGAUUGGUACAUUUGAAGGUCACAAAGGCGCAGUUUGGAGUUGUUGCCUGGACACCAAUGCUUUACGUGCUGCCACUGGUUCUGCUGAUUUUUCAGCGAAAGUAUGGGAUGCAUUAACUGGAGAUGUACUGCACUCAUUUGAGCACAAGCAUAUUGUUCGUGCCUGUUCCUUUUCAGAGGAUACACACCUUUUAUUGACCGGUGGUUUAGAGAAAGUACUACGUAUAUAUGAUUUGAAUCGUCCAGAUGCACCUCCAAGAGAAGUGGAUAAAUCCCCUGGUUCAGUCAGAACUGUUACAUGGCUUCACAGCGAUCAGACCAUACUAAGUUCUUGCACUGACAUGGGAGGUGUCAGGUUAUGGGAUGUAAGAAGUGGCCAAAUAGUUCAAACACUUGAAACCAAGUCAUCAGUGACCAGUGCAGAAGUUAGUCAGGAUGGACGCUAUAUCACAACUGCUGAUGGAUCUACUGUUAAAUUUUGGGAUGCAAAUCACUUUGGCUUAGUCAAGAGUUACAACAUGCCUUGCACUGUAGAAUCUGCUUCCUUGGAACCGAAGUACGGGAUGAAGUUCAUUGCCGGUGGAGAGGACAUGUGGAUCCAUGUAUUUGAUUUUCAUUCUGGUGAUGAGAUUGCAUGUAAUAAGGGUCAUCACGGACCUGUACAUUGCUUGCGCUUCGCGCCCGGAGGGGAAUCCUAUGCCUCUGGAUCUGAGGAUGGAACCAUUAGGAUAUGGCAGACUGGUCCUUUAACACAUGAUGACUCAGAUGAAGCCGCCUUGGUCAAUGGAUCUAUUGGAAAAGUAAAGGUAAGUGCAGAUGAGGUUUCACGCAAGAUCGAGGGGUUCAACAUUGCAGACGAGGGGAAGGGCAGAGAGAAGGAGAAGGAGGAGACAGGAAAUGAGUGAAUUCGUUUCUCCAUUGCUUGAUGCGAAGCCGCAGAGCGUUCGAGCUUUAUAUUCCUAUACAGUUCAUCUUUUGUGAGAUAUGGACUUUGCUGAUUUUUGUAUACAGUUUUAGUCAAUUCUGCAGAUAUGGGUGUGUGAACUUAUUUUUGUUAUGCCAGUGUCUUAACGCUUUUUAUUUUUGACAUUUUUAGAUUUUAAACCAUUGUCAUUUGUAGCAAGGACCACGUUAAGAGCAUACCAUGUGAAGAAAGGGCUGGUCAUGACUACAAUUCAGGACCAAUCUCCCAGAGUUUGGCAAUCCAACUUUCUUGUAGUCAAGCCAAGUCCAAAUAAAAUUGAAAAUUUUCCAAGUCA